Hansenula ciferrii is the source of this 2586-nucleotide messenger RNA. RefSeq names its product RNA-binding ribosome biosynthesis protein MRD1 (gene MRD1). Bases 1 to 2586 code for a protein of 861 amino acids. The record is from RefSeq and is a predicted model, not a curated record. NCBI's taxonomy places the organism in Eukaryota, Fungi, Ascomycota, Saccharomycetes, Phaffomycetales, Wickerhamomycetaceae. The transcript has a single exon. Gene Ontology annotation, molecular function: RNA binding.
AUGUCACGUUUGAUUGUUAAAGGACUACCUAAAUAUCUUGAUGAAGAAAAAUUAAGAGACCAUUUUGCUAAAAAAGGUGAUAUAACGGAUGUUAAAUUAAGAAAGAAUAGAGCUGGUGAAUCAAGAAGAUUUGCAUUUAUUGGGUUUAAAAGACAAGAAGAUGCUGAAGAAGCUGUUAGAUAUUUUAAUGGUUCAUUUAUUGAUACUGCCAAAAUAGAAGUUUCUAUUGCUAAAAGUUUUGUUGAUCCAAGUGUACCAAAAUCAUUUAAAGAAAAAAGAAGAGAAGCAUUUGAUAGAAUUAAACAAAGAGAAAGAGAAGAACAAGAAAGAGAAGAAGCAGCUAAAGAACAAGAAAGAAGAAAGAGACAAAAAAUUGAUAAAAAAUCUAAAAUUGAUCAAGAUAUUGAAAAUGAUCCAAAAUUAAAAGAAUUUAUUGAAUCUAUGAAACCUUCAACUCAAGCUAAAUCUUGGUCAAAUGAUGUUGUUGUUAAUGAAGGUGGUGCACCAUCAAAUUCUUUAUUAGAUAAAGUGUUAGCAAUGAAAGGUGAUGGAUCAAAUGAUGAUAAUAAUAAUAAAUUUGAAAAUAAAUUUGCAGAUGAAAUUUUCAAAGUUCAAGAAAAUGAAAGUGAUGAUGAAUAUGAUGCAUUUGGUAAAACAAAACAAGAUCAAGAAGAACAAGAAGAUGAUGAACCAAUGAUGGAUCUUGAUGAUUUUGGUAAAGAUGAAGGCGAAAUUGAAGAUAAAGAAAAUCAAGAAGAAGAUAUAUCAGAUAUGGAAUGGUUAAAGAGAAGAAGAGUACGUAUUAAAGAAAAUGGUGAAGUUGUUGAUAAACCAAAAACCAAUUCAAUUGAACCACAAAAUGAUGAUCAAAAGGAAGAAGAAGUAGAACAAAAGAACUCAGAAAAAGCUGCUGAAAAAUCAUCAUCCAAAGAACCUGAAGAAUUAAAACCAUCAGAAGAAGAAACAAUAAUUAAUAAAAUUAGAACCACAGGACGUCUUUUCCUUAGAAAUUUAUUAUAUUCAUCUAAAGAAGAAGAAUUUAGGGAAUUAUUUUCUAAAUAUGGUGAAUUAGAAGAAGUUCAUAUUGCAAUUGAUACAAGAACAGGACAAUCUAAAGGUUUUGCAUAUAUUCAAUUUGUUAAUCCAGAUGAUGCAGUUCAAGCAUAUAUUGAACAAGAUAAACAAAUUUUUCAAGGUCGUUUAUUACAUAUUUUACCAGGUGAUUCUAAAAAAAAUCAUAGAUUAGAUGAAUUUGAUUUAAAAAAUUUACCAUUAAAAAAACAACGUGAAUUGAAGAAAAAAAAUGAUGCAUCAAAACAUACAUUUAGUUGGAAUUCAUUAUAUAUGAAUAAUGAUGCUGUAUUAAAUUCUAUUGCAUCAAGUAUGGGAUUACAAAAACGUGAUUUGAUUGAUCCUGAAAGUUCAAAUUCUGCAGUUAAACAAGCAUUAGCUGAAGCUCAUGUUAUUGGAGAUGUUCGUAAAUUUUUUGAAAAUAAAGGUAUUGAUUUAACAAAAUUUCAAGAUAAAGAACGUGAUGAUUCAAUAAUUUUAAUUAAAAAUUUCCCAUUUGGUACAACAGAAGCUGAAUUAUUAGAAUUAUUUACACCAUUUGGACCUGUUAAAAGAAUUAUAAUGCCUCCAUCUGGUACUAUUGCUAUAAUACAAUUUAGAGAUUUACCAAGUGGUAGAUCUGCUUUUACAAAAUUAUGUUAUAGAAGAUUUAAAAAGGGUAUUUUAUAUUUAGAAAAAGGUCCAAAAGAUUUAUUUACAAGAGAACCUGAAUCAGAUGAAAUUGCUAAUAAUUCAGAGACACCUAAGGAAGAUGUUAAAGAAGUUAAAGAUAAUGCUAGAGAUAUUAUGGAAGAUGAACAAGUUCAAGAAGAUGAAGAUAUAUUUGAAGGUCCAACAGUUUCAAUUUUUGUUAAAAAUUUAAAUUUCAAUACAACUUCAAGUCAAUUAACUUCAGUUUUCGAAAAAUUAACAGGAUUUGUUGUUGCAACUAUUAAAACUAAACCAGAUCCAAGAGAUAGUUCCAAAACACAAAGUAUGGGGUUUGGAUUUGUUGAAUUUAAAACAAAAGAACAAGCUAAUAUUGCUAUAUCAACUUUAGAUAAUACAGUAUUAGAUGGACAUAAAUUACAAUUAAAAUUAUCACAUCGUCAAAAUGUUGUUAAGAAAACAUCAACUAAUAAAGCAGUUUCAUCCAAGAUUAUUGUUAAGAAUUUACCAUUUGAAGCAAGUAGAAAAGAUGUAUUUGAAUUAUUUAAUUCAUUUGGUCAAUUAAAAUCAGUUAGAGUUCCAAAGAAAUUUGAUAAAUCAGCUAGAGGUUUUGCAUUUGUUGAAUUUUUAAUUCCAAAAGAAGCACAAAGUGCAAUGGAUCAAUUACAAGGUGUUCAUUUAUUAGGUAGAAGAUUAGUUAUGCAAUAUGCUGAACAAGGUUCAGAUGAUGUUGAAGCAGAAAUUGAAAAAAUGACCAAGAAAGUUAAGAAACAAGUUGCAACUCAACAAUUAGGAGCUUUGAGAUUGAAUGGUAAGAGAAAAUUAGAUCUUGAAGAUGAUGAUGAAGAAGGUGUUGAUAAUAUAUAG